Molecule: messenger RNA, 519 nt
Organism: Akanthomyces muscarius
Lineage: Eukaryota; Fungi; Ascomycota; Sordariomycetes; Hypocreales; Cordycipitaceae
Exons: 1
Coding region: 1-519 (172 amino acids)
Biological process (GO): response to oxidative stress
Source: RefSeq, a predicted model, not a curated record
AUGAAUACUCUUCGCUCCUGCCGGCCGCUGGCUCGCCAGGCCGUCUCCCUCGCCCAGCGCCGCCUCGUCGCCUCGGACGCGCCCACGCUGUACACGGCGACGGCUACGACGCAGGGCCCGCGCGGCGGCCAGAUCGACGGCAGCGAGGGCUUCCGCUCGGCGUACGCCAUGCCCAAGGCCCUCGGCGGGCCCGGCGGCGAGCAAAAGACCAACCCCGAGGAGCUCUUCGCCGCCGGCUACAGCAACUGCUUCCAGGUGGCCAUGAACCUGGCCGCCAACAGCAUGAAGGUCCGCCUGCCGCGCAAGAUGGAGGACUGCCAGGUCAAGGCCAUUGUCAACCUGAUUGGCGACAUUCGCGCGAUGGACAUGGGGUUCAAGGUCGGCCUCGAGGUCCGCGUCAAGGGCAUCGAGCAGGCCGAGCUGGAAAAGGUGGUGGAAAAGGCAAAGGAAAUCUGCCCGUAUCAUCGCGCGACGCACGCGGCGGUGGAAACGGACAUCCAGGUCUUUAGCGUGCAAUGA